Molecule: messenger RNA, 1941 nt
Organism: Vespa mandarinia (Asian giant hornet)
Lineage: Eukaryota; Metazoa; Arthropoda; Insecta; Hymenoptera; Vespidae
Gene: Herp
Product: Homocysteine-induced endoplasmic reticulum protein
Biological process (GO): endoplasmic reticulum unfolded protein response
Molecular function (GO): protein binding
Source: RefSeq, a predicted model, not a curated record
AAUCGUGAUUCCAUUUAUUAACGUCCACAUAAAUACGUUAUCUCAGAGUAAAUGCGUUAUUAAUUGAUUCUCGUUUAAUGUAAAAUUUUAUGUAAAGUAAAAGCUAAAGAAUUUUACAAAAUUCUUUAUGGAAGUUAAAAAAUCGAUUAGGUGUUACAAUUUUAAUUAAAUUCUAAAGGAUCCAAAGACGAAUAUAGCCUCGGCAACAUCGCUUCUUGAUAUCAUUGUUUUCAUAUCUCGAAGUGCAGAUAGGUAACUUAGGUCAGAUAUUGUGACUAAAGAAAUCCAACAUUGUAUAAUGAUGGAAAGUGAUACUGUUAAAUUAAUAAUAAAAGCGCCCAAUCAACAAAUCAAAGAUCAACUUAUAAAAUGUGAUAUCGGGUGGAGCAUCGGUCGUCUAAAAGAAUAUCUUUCCGAAGUUUAUCCCAGCAAACCAGAAAGCGCGGAUCAGAAAUUAAUUUAUGCUGGUCAAUUAUUGAACAAUUCUUCUUAUUUGAAAGAUAUUUUAAGACAUUGUGAUGACCUGGAGGACCAAGCAUAUACUAUACAUUUAGUAUGUACUUCUCAAAAAAAUUGUGCCAAUAAAGUAUUUGAUCGAACACAAGUUAAUGAAAAUGUGAAUGUAAAUUCAGCCAUAAGAAAUAAUGUUGACUAUAUCAGAACUAAUAAUAUUCAAAGUCAAAAUCAAAGCACAAAUAACAUUAUAACUCAACCUUCUCAAACACAAUUGUAUUCUAUGCAACAAUAUUUUGAUCCUCGAAAUAGUCAACAAGUAGCUUGGAUGCAACAAGCUUAUACACACUAUUUCACACAGUACAUGCAAUUAAUGGCAGCACAAGGAAUCCAGUUACAAAGUACUAUUCCUUAUGUUCAGCAAAUGAAUAUUAAUCCAAAUGAAGUUACACAAAAUACAUAUAUGAAUAACAAUAACAACAAUAAUAAUAACGUUAGAGAUAAUCAACCUCAAGCGGCAGUGCAAGAUGCAGCCGAUAUUAAUGCAGGCAAUAAUAAUGCAGCUGGAGAGGAUGGUGUAUUUAAUCCAGAUUGGCUAGACUUUUUUUAUAUGCUAUCCAGAAUCAUUAUUCUCUUUAGUAUAGUGUACUUUUACUCAUCUCCACUCAGAUUUCUUAUUGUUACAUUCUUGGGCUUUGUAAUAUAUUUGUACCAGAGUGGAUUUUUCAGAUUACAUAUUAUAUAUAUGCCUGAAAAUAAUAACGUACGUCCAGACAAUAACAAUCAAGUAUUACAAAAUGAAGGAGCAGCUCCACAAGUCGCCCCUGCACAACAAAAUGGUCAAGUUCCAACGGUACAACCAGAGGCUAGAACAAAUGCUAAUGAGGAAAAUGAAGAAGAAAGACCUGGUGCUCUUGCUUUCACAUGGACAUUUUUCAGUUCGUUUUUUGCCUCUCUUAUUCCAGAUCAACCAAACGUCAUUUAAUUUACUAUUAUAUUGUUAUGCUUCAUAAUUUGUUCUACCUGUUGUUCCUUCAUUUUAAAAUUCUUGAAGUGUCAUUACAAAACCUGAAGAGGUGAUCUCAUAAUCAUAUAAGUUUGAGAAAUAUUUCAGUGUGAAUUUUAACUAAAAUUAUGAUUAAAUCUUGAAUUAUUAUUUUAAUUAAUUUCUUAUAUAAAAGCUAUUCAUCAAGUCAAUGAUUAAUGUACAUGACUUUAUUUAAUAUUUUAGUUAAAAUGUUUCUGAAAUUAACCAUCUUACAUAAAGUUUAUUCAUAGGGACGGGUUUAACAUUUAUAAUUCAAUGAGAUUCCCUCAAGGUUGCUACACAGAUUAAUAUAGUUACAUUCAAAGAAGAUUCUACAAAAAUUGGUUAUAGCUGUCUUCUCUUUAAGGAAGUUAUAGGCUUAUCCCAAAGUUAUUAGGAAUUUAUUGUAAAAUACUUUUUUUAUGUUUGUAGUAAUAUAAAUAUACAACGAGAGAAAAAUA